CUCCCUUUCUCUGUCAAGCUUACCCUACCCUUAUUAUGCCCACGACCUUUGGUUUAUUGGCUUCCAUGGCUAAACCUAAACUCAACUCAUCACCCUUGUUUUUCGCCUCCUUGAUCUUCAUUGUGAUCUCGAGCUUCAUUCAUGGUGUAUCCUCACAAUUUGAACUCGACGAGUUGUCGUGGCUCGAUGAGAAGGAGGAUGAAGUGGCCAUGGUCCAAAGCCGGCAUGCGAGUCAGAGAAGCUGUGAUUUUACGUCAGGAAAAUGGGUUUAUGAUAAAUCUUACCCUCUCUAUGACUCGAGUUGCCCUUAUCUGAGUUCUGCAGUGACCUGUCAAAAGAAUGGAAGGCCGGAUUCGGACUAUGAGAAAUGGAGGUGGAAGCCUGAUGGUUGUUCACUUCCAAGGUUUGAUGCAUUGGAUUUUCUUGGAAGGAUGAGAAGGAAAAGAAUCAUGCUUGUAGGUGAUUCUAUUGUGAGGAAUCAAUGGGAGUCUCUUGUCUGCUUAGUCCAAUCAGUUGUUCCAACUGGUCGAAAGACAGUAACCUAUGAUGGCCCUUCAAUGGCUUUCCAUGCUCUAGAUUUUGAGACAUCGAUCGAGUUUUCUUGGGCUCCAUUCCUAGUGGAAUUGAAAAAAGGAGCAGGAGGCAAGAGAAUUUUACAUCUGGAUUUGAUUGAAGAGAAUGCAAAGUAUUGGAGAGGAGUUGAUGUUCUUGUGUUUGAUUCAGCUCAUUGGUGGACUCACUCUGACAAAUGGAGUUCGUGGGAUUUCCUGAUGGAGGGAAACAGUGUCAUGAGAAAUUUGAACCCAAUGGUUGCCUAUGAGAAAGGACUCAUCACCUGGGCUAAAUGGGUUGAUCUGAAUCUGGAUCCCCGCAAAACCCGAGUCUUUUUCCGAAGCAUGUCACCUAGGCAUAACAGAGAAAAUGGUUGGAAGUGCUUCAAUCAAAGGGAACCACUUGGGUUUUCCAGUCACCCCCAUGUACCUGCACAGCUAGUAGUGUUGCAAGGGGUGUUGAGGAGGAUGAGAUUUCCAGUAUUUUUGCAGGACAUUACAAAAAUGUCGUCCCUUCGACGAGAUGCGCAUCCUUCUGUUUAUGCUAAAGCAAAGGGCCAAGAAGAGAAGCAGCACCUGAGAGACUAUACCUCUGACUGUAGCCAUUGGUGCCUUCCUGGAGUACCUGAUACCUGGAAUGAGAUGUUGAAUGCUUUGCUUUAAGUAUGAAAUGUGAACCUACGUUAAUAUAGGUAGUGUGGCUAAGCAGAAUAGUUCUUCUAUUCUAGAGUCUGUCAUGUUUAUUGUGGUGCUUUGUGUUUUGGGGUGUCCACCUGAACAUGUUGUGAGGCUGGUUUGUGUGGCAUAUGAAUUUCUGUUGCCAAAUGGUGUUGUUCAUUUUGAUGAUGUUCACUUUGAUAAAAAAAAAAUGUGAAUUGAAUCACAGUCCUCAAGAAAGGGAUGAGUUCAUGGACUUGGACAUUCAAUUCUGCCUAGCCAUAUGUUGGACAAUGGACAGUUUUAAAAAAAGAGUGUAGUGGAUGGGGCUUCUAUCAUUGCGGAGUCCGAGGAGGAAAUUAGAACUAGUAAAUCCUAAUGAGCUUGAAUGGGAGCAAGAAAACCAUUUCUUCAUUCAAAGACAUC
Messenger RNA from Ilex paraguariensis (yerba mate), 1634 nucleotides. The record is from the annotation of a GenBank genome assembly. NCBI's taxonomy places the organism in Eukaryota, Viridiplantae, Streptophyta, Magnoliopsida, Aquifoliales, Aquifoliaceae.